Molecule: messenger RNA, 6616 nt
Organism: Pseudonaja textilis
Lineage: Eukaryota; Metazoa; Chordata; Lepidosauria; Squamata; Elapidae
Gene: NSD3
Product: nuclear receptor binding SET domain protein 3
Cellular component (GO): nucleus
Molecular function (GO): protein binding; histone methyltransferase activity
Source: RefSeq, a predicted model, not a curated record
AUUUGUUGUGUGCAGGCUUCCAAGCCUGCAUUAGCAGUAGACUAAAUGCAUUAGUCUAAUUUAAGAGACUUAGGUGCAGGUGGGACGUCUAGUCUCGUAGAUACACACAGCUUUUAAAAGAGAAUUGCUUUGCCAAGUAAAACUAUUUCCGUUUGGAGGCUGUUCUAACGACAGAGAGGCCCUAUGAGAAAAAGGGAAAGCUAAGGAUGCUGGAGCAGAACAAUGGAUUUCUCCUUCUCUUUCAUGCAAGGGAUCAUGGGAAACACAAUUCAGCAACCACCUCAACUCAUUGAUUCGGCGAACAACCGCCAAGAGGAUGCUUUCGAUGCCCACAGUGACAUCACGGAAGAUGGCCGACAGACUCCCUAUGAAGCUGCCCUUGCCUUGCAGCAAGGUUUUCAGUACCCCACGCCAACCGCCGAAGACCUUCCGCCCCUCAUUAAUGGAUUCCCCCAAAUCGGCAUGUACGAGCCCCAGGCCAAAUUCCAGUCCUUCAGCCAGUAUCCGAAUGGCUCAGCCAACGGCUUUGGCACCGUUAGAAACUUUAGCCCACCGGAGUAUUACCACAUGGAGAACUCUAACCUAAGGCCACAUGACCUCCUGGAAAAACCCUCCCCGCCUCAGCCUCCCCCUCCCUCCGUCUCCCAAACGGUGAUUCCAAAGAAGACGGGCUCACCCGAGAUUAAACUGAAAAUAACCAAAACUAUCCAGAACGGCAGGGAAUUGUUUGAGUCCUCGCUGUGUGGGGAUCUUCUAAACGAAGUGCAAGCGAGCGAGUUUGCCAAGUCCAAACAUGAAGGGAGGAAGGAGAAACGGAAAAAAAGUAGCAAGCAUGAUGCUGCCCAUUCGGAAGAGCGCAAGUCACGUAAAAUUCCCAAACUCGAGCCGGAGGAGCAAAAUAGACCAAACGAAAGGCUUAGCACCCAGUCUGAAAAACCAAGGGAAGAAAUGGCAACGUUGGAUGAAACCCCGGCACAGCAGGUUGCUUCUUCACUUUCCGUGCAAGAGACGAGCGAUUGCAAGUUUGAGGUGGGAGAUCUUGUCUGGUCCAAAGUGGGGACGUAUCCUUGGUGGCCCUGUAUGGUUUCAAGAGAUCCUCAACUGGAAGUUCAUACUAAAAUUAACACGAGAGGUGCACGAGAAUAUCAUGUUCAAUUCUUUAGCAACCAGCCUGAAAGGGCUUGGGUACAUGAAAAGCGGGUACGAGAAUAUAAAGGACGUAAACAGUAUGAUCAGCUGGUGGCAGAGGCUGCUAAGCAGGCCAACCAUUCUGAGAAACAAAAGAUUCGCAAACCGAGGCCGCAGAGAGAACGGGCACAGUGGGAUAUUGGCAUUGCCCACGCCGAGAAAGCGCUAAAAAUGAGUCUGGAAGAGCGGAUAGAGCAGUACACCUUCAUCUACGUAGACAAAGAGCCAGAAGAGGUGUCCUCGAAAGCCAAACGGAUUGUCAUGCCUAAGAUUGAGGCUAAAAAGAUCCGCAAAAUCAAAUCACCGCCAAAUUCUCCGCCAGAACAGACCAAUGAUGUUUUGCCCGCACCGUCUCCGCCCAAAACGGAGGUCCGGAGGUAUAGCCAGAGGAGACAGUGCAGUGCAGAUGAAGAAUCUCCUCCUGUGAAAAUUCAGUGGAAAACUGCUGCGGCCAGAAAAUCUCUCCCAGCGUCAAUAACCAUGCACAAAGGAACGCUGGACCUUCAAAAAUGUAACAUGUCUCCAGUUGUUAAAAUUGAACAAGUUUUUGCUCUUCAGAAUGCAGCUGGGAAUGGAAAGUUCAUUGAUCAGUUUGUUUACUCCGCCAAGGGCAUAGGAAACAAACCAGAGAUAAUCAUCAAAGGGCAUGACAAAGUCACUUCCGUCUCCAUCCCGCGAACCGAGAGAGCCUCGUCACAAAGUGCACCCUCUCCAGAAACGUCUUCUGGGUUGGCAAGUUCUGUAGAAAAGAAGCAACAGCGGAGAUCAAUACGAACUCGCUCAGAGUCUGAGAAAUCCACUGAGGUUGUGCCAAAGAAGAAGAUCAAAAAGGAGCAGGUAGAAACAGCCCCACAGGCAGCAGUGAAGACUGGCUUACAAAAAGGUGCCAGUGAGAUUUCCGAUUCUUGUAAACCUCUAAAGAAAAGAAGUCGUGCCUCCACAGAUGUAGAAUUGGCUAACUCUGCUUACAGAGAUACCUCCGAUUCUGAUUCAAGAGGACUUAAUGAUUUACAGGGUAGUUUUGGAAAGCAGUCUGAUAGCCCAUUGGCUGCAGCAGAUGCUGAUGCUUCUGAUGUCCAGUCGGUGGAUUCGAGUUUGUCGAGAAGAGGUUCGGGGACAAACAAGAGAGACACCGUUUGUCAGAUUUGUGAAAGCACCGGUGAAUCUCUAGUCUCCUGCGAAGGUGAAUGCUACAGGGUCUUCCAUACAGAAUGCCUCGGAUUGAGCUCACAGCCUGAUGGGAAAUUUAUCUGCCUGGAGUGCAAAAAUGGGCAGCAUAUAUGCUUUUCCUGCAAACUUCCCGGCAAAGACGUGAAGCGCUGCUCGGUCAACGCAUGUGGCAAAUUCUACCACGAGGCCUGUGUCCGCAAGUUUACGACAGCCGUUUUUGAAUCCCGAGGAUUCCGUUGCCCUCAGCAUUGUUGCACCGCCUGCUCUAUGGACAAGGAUAUUCAUAAAGCAAGCAAAGGUCGUAUGGUGAGAUGUUUGAGAUGCCCCAUUGCCUAUCACUCAGGAGAUGGCUGUAUUGCUGCAGGAAGCUUGUUUGUGUCAUCCCACAUCCUCAUCUGUAGUAACCAUUCCAAAAGAAGCAAUCACUCCUCAUCAGCUGUAAAUGUAGGCUUUUGUUUCGUUUGUGCAAGAGGGCUGAUAGUGCAGGAUCAUUCAGACCCCCUGUUCAGUUCAUAUGCCAAUAAAUCUCACUAUCUACUGAAUGAAUCAAAUCGUGCUGAGUUGAUGAAAUUACCUAUGAUUCCUCCUUCUUCGUCAGCUUCCAAAAAGAAAUGUGAGAAAGGUGGGAAGCUGUUGUGCUGUGAAUCUUGUCCUGCAUCCUUCCACCCGGAAUGUCUUAACAUAGAGAUGCCAGGCGGCUCCUGGAACUGCAACGAUUGCAAAUCUGGCAAGAAAUUGCGAUACAAGCAGAUCGUUUGGGUCAAGCUUGGAAAUUACAGGUGGUGGCCAGCUGAGAUAUGCAAUCCGAGAUCUGUUCCUUUCAACAUCCAGGGCCUCAAGCAUGAUGUUGGGGACUUCCCGGUAUUUUUCUUCGGCUCACAUGAUUACUACUGGGUGCAUCAGGGGAGAGUCUUCCCCUACGUUGAAGGAGAUAAAAGCUUUGCUGAAGGGCAAACUAAUAUUAACAAGACUUUCAAAAAAGCACUUGAAGAAGCAGCAAAACGCUUCCAGGAAUUAAAAGCACAAAGAGAAAGCAAAGAAGCACUUGAGAUUGAGAGGAAUUCCAGAAAACCGCCUCCGUAUAAACACAUUAAAUCCAACAAAGUGGUAGGAAAAGUCCAGAUCCAAGUUGCGGACCUGUCCGAGAUCCCACGGUGUAACUGUAAGCCAGCGGAUGAGAACCCUUGCGGCCUGGAGUCAGAGUGCUUAAAUCGAAUGCUGCAGUACGAGUGUCACCCUCAAGUUUGCCCUGCGGGAGAACGCUGCCAAAACCAGUGCUUUACCAAAAGGCUCUAUCCAGAAGCAGAAAUUAUCAAAACUGAUCGACGCGGCUGGGGUCUGCGGACCAAACGGAACAUUAAAAAGGGUGAAUUUGUCAAUGAAUAUGUUGGUGAAUUAAUUGACGAGGAAGAGUGCAGAUUGCGAAUUAAGCGUGCCCAUGAGAACAGCGUGACCAAUUUUUAUAUGUUAACUGUUACAAAGGACCGCAUAAUAGAUGCUGGACCAAAGGGAAACUACUCUCGCUUCAUGAACCACAGCUGCAACCCCAACUGUGAAACCCAGAAGUGGACAGUCAAUGGAGAUGUCCGGGUGGGACUCUUUGCUUUAUGCGAUAUUCCUGCAGGGAUGGAGUUAACAUUUAACUAUAAUUUGGAUUGUCUGGGCAACGGCAGAACUGAGUGCCACUGUGGAGCAGAAAACUGCAGUGGAUUCCUAGGAGUGCGGCCAAAGACGGCCUGCGCAACUGCGAAUGAAGAGAAGGCGAAGAACGCAAAACUGAAGCAGAAGAAACGGAAGAUAAAAACGGAGCAGAAGCAGAUGCACGAAGACAAUUGCUUUCAGUGUGGAGAUGGAGGUGAACUCGUCAUGUGUGACAAAAAAGACUGUCCCAAAGCAUACCACCUCCUCUGCCUUAACCUGACACAGCCGCCCUUUGGGAAGUGGGAAUGCCCGUGGCACCAGUGUGUCAUCUGCGGCAACCCAGCAGCUUCGUUUUGCGAGUUCUGCCCUCACUCUUACUGCAAAGAUCACGAAAGGGGAGCCCUGGUCUCCUCGGCCUUGGAUGGACGCCUCUGCUGCUCUGAACACAACCCCAAGGCUCCCGUGGCCCCCGAGUACUGGGGCAAGAUCAAGCGCCGGCUGGAGCAGCAAAAUCCGGACGAAACCUCGAAGGAGUGAAGGGGGCCCUUUUUUAGGAAAACGCAACAACACCCCACACCCCCCAACAUUUGUUCCCGUUCGGGGUGGCAAAUCCUUGUGAAUCUAGACACAGUGCCAGGCGAAGCCUCCUCCCAGUCUUUUUAGAGCUGCCUCUAUGGGACUCAAUUAGGAUCGCUGGAUCUGGGAAGGGCAGUUAGGAGCCUGCGCGUCCGAUUAGAUCCGUUUUGCCCGUGGAUGUGUCUUUCGGGCUCUCGAAGAUCAGAAAGAAGCAUCUUCGGUUACCGUUUUUGUUAGAAGAAGGAGGGAGACCUUUUCCGAUGUCAGGGGAAAGGGUUUGGAGAAAAGAAAAGAAAAAAAAAAAAAGAGGACCUUGAAUUUAAAAGUAUGCUCUCUGCGUGUAGAAAAACAAGAAGAAAAGAAACAUAGCAAAAAUAUUUAUUUAUUUAAUUUUUAAUGGACUUUUUUGAGGAUUUCUGGUUCUAAUACAAUCAGUGUGUCUGAAAAAAGAGUAGCAGCACCAGCCUGGUAUCUAUUUCUCUAUUGUGUCUUUUUUAUGAUUAUUACUUUUUUUUCUUCUUCGUCCUUCCUUCCUUCCCCCUGUCUGGUUUUACAAUUACGGGGUUAAAAACAUCCGAUAAAUCUUACCGGGCAGUUCCGAAGCAAGAUGCUUCCGAGUAACUUCAGGAUGGCAAGAGGUGUGAAGUCGUUUUGUUUUGUUUUGUUUUGGAGAUGGUGCAAGCCUUCUUUCCCUUUUGAGUGAGUCAAACGAUAAUCACGGUACCUUCUCUCCCACACCCCCCCCAAAAAUAAAAAAUAAAAAAAAAAUAAAAAUUAGGACUCUGUGAUUUUGGAAGGGCAUUCUUGACGUUGAUGUUACUGGUCACUUUGAAAGCGUCUCCUCCAGCAGCUUCUUAACCUGAGCGGUGUUUGCGGUUCCGUUUUCUUUCUUAAAGGACUUGGAUGCAGAAGAGUUCUGGUAGGUUGCACCUAUCAAAAUAUGGGUAGGGAAGAAGAAGAAAAAAACCUGUCAGGUAGCUGGGGAAUAUUUCUCUUUUGGGGCCCCCCGAGUCCAGUUUCAUUACGCAUAGAUCACUUUUUCUGUCACUGUUGAAUCCGAAGGAGACUCGGGCGGGAAAGCCUCUGUAUGCGUGCUUUUCUUGACUUGUUUCUUGAUCGCUACGUUACGGGAAACGAGUUGGAUGUGCAGGCUCUUCUUUUUGUAAGGCCUUGAGUGAGUCCUCCUUUGAUGAAUCUUGUCCCUUGCAGGACCUCUACUCUUGCAUGGUUUCCCCAGUGGUAGAUGCUGAUAAAGAUUUAACUUUUUGAAUCUGAAAGGCGGAAUUUGACUGCCAAGCCGGCAUGUUUUAUAUGGCCAGUUUUUGUUUCUUCUCUUAUCCGAUUUUGACGUAGGUUAUUCAAAGGAAUCGCGUCACUGGAUAGGAACAGUCUUAUCUUACAAAAGCCAUGUGUGUGUUUCAUAAAAGACUAGUUUAUUAAUCUUUCUAAAAGAAGCCGGCACUGAAAUCUACAUCACUUUGUUCCCAUUGGGUAUUCCAAGUGUCUCAUGAAAUACUUGUUUUUAUUUAGUUGUGCUUAGUUCAAUAAUGACUGUACAUUGAUUUAUAUGACUGUAAUGGAUUUGGCAAUUCCAGGAAAUAGACAGUAUUUUAUGAUGCCGGUGACUCUUUUCUUAGUUUUUUUCUAAUUCAUUUUUUUUAAUUCUUUUUUUUUUUAAAGUCUAUAAAGGAAAAGGAAAUACAACUUCUGUUUUCCUAAUCCGCCUAGGUGUAAGAAUAAGGCUGCACACUACAUUCCUCUAAAGCGGGGGUCUCCAACCUUGGCAAUUUUAAGACUUGUGGACUUCAACUCCCAGAAUUCCUCAGCCAGCAAAGCUCGAGUUGAAGUCCACAAGUCUUAAAAGUUGCCAAAGUUGGAGAUCUCUGCUCUAAAGCACCUGAGAUGUCUUUCGGUUUUCAUUCAGUUGGCAAAUUCCUUUGCCGAUCACUGACUUUGUUUUCUUGUAUUGUAUAAGCUUCGGAAUCAUGUGGACUAAUGAAAUACGAAGCCCUAAAAGAAGUUGAUACGUAUUUGAUAACAC